This is a messenger RNA of Podospora bellae-mahoneyi, 1053 nucleotides long. RefSeq lists its product as uncharacterized. NCBI's taxonomy places the organism in Eukaryota, Fungi, Ascomycota, Sordariomycetes, Sordariales, Podosporaceae. The coding region runs from base 1 to 1053 and encodes 350 amino acids. The transcript has a single exon. The record is from RefSeq and is a predicted model, not a curated record. Gene Ontology annotation, molecular function: hydrolase activity.
AUGGUCGACAAACUCGUCCCCAACGACCCCCGCGUCAAACACCACACCACCACCCUCCCAUCAGGACACACCUACCACUACCUCGAAGCCCUCCCCUCCAGCGGCACCCCCGCCGCGACGGUAGUCCUCAUCCAUGGCUUCCCCGACCUCUCCUUCGGCUGGCGCCACCAGAUCCCCUUCCUCACCUCCCUCUCCCUCCGCGUCAUCGUCCCCGACAUGCUAGGCUACGGCCUUUCCUCCGCCCCCUCCCCCAUCCCACCCUAUUCCUACAAAUCCCUCUCCACCGACCUCGCCUCCCUCAUUCAGCUCGUCUCCCCCUCCCACCCCAUCAUCCUCGGCGGCCACGACUGGGGCGGCGCCAUCGUCUGGCGCCUCGCCCUCCGGCACCCCGCCCUCAUCCUGGGCGUCUUCAGCAUCUGCACCCCCUACAACGCCCCCAACAGCCAGGGUUACAUCCCCAAAAAGGUCCUCAUCGACCAGUUCCUCCCCAACUUUGCCUACCAGCUCCAGUUCGAAGAUCCCACCCUCGAAAACAAAAUCCAGGCCGCCGGGAGGGACGGCAUCAGAAAGUUUCUAAACAUCCUCUACGGCAGCAAAGACAGCAAAACCGGCAAGGGCCAUUUCGUCGCCAACGUGGGGAUUGACCUCUCCCUUUUUGACGAAGGAGUCAAAGUGGAAAAGUCAGAGUUGUUGUCCGAGGAGGAGCUGGAGUUUUACGUUGACCAGUAUGAACGUAACGGGGUCCACGCCCCGAUGAAUUACUACCGGACGUGGGACGUGAAUUACGAGGAGGAGAAGGCUGAUUUGGUGAAGGAGGGGAAGAGCAAGGUUGAGGUGCCGGGCAUGAUUCUUACCGCGACGAGGGACACUGCCUUGCCGCCGAAGAUGGCGGAUAAUAUGGAGCAGUUUUUCCCCAAGGGGUUGAUCAAGAGAGAGGUGGAGGCUAAUCAUUGGGCUACGUGGGAGAAUCCGGAAGAGGUUAACAAGGCUAUUGGGGAGUUUGUGGGGGAGUUGCUCAAGGGGAGGGCGAAGGGGUUCAAGGCUUCGAUUUGA